CGGUGCUUCUUCGACGUCGCCGUCGACGGCGAAGCCGCCGGCCGCAUCGAGCUCGAGCUCCUCGACGAGCUGUUGCCGGAGACGUGCGAGAACUUUCGGCUCCUCUGCGGCGACGGCGCGCCGUCGGGCUUCGGCUACGCGGGCGCGAACCUCGCGCGGCGCGUCGUCAAGGGCGUGGGCCUCCUCGGCGGCGUCGUCGACGCGCCCGGCGGGUCCCACAGCGCCUUCGCGGGGCGCCGCGUCUUCGCGGACGAGGGCUUCUUCGUUCCGCACGCGGAGCCGGGCCUGCUGUCGAUGGCCAACGCGGGCGUCGACACGAACGGCUCCCAGUUCUACCUCACGACGGCCGCCGCGCCCCACAUGGACGGCCGCUGCGUCGCCUUCGGCCGCGUCGCCGCGGGCCUCGACGUCGUCCAGACGCUCGCGGACACGCUCUACACGCAGCGCGGCGUGCCCGUGGAGCACGUGGAAAUCGCCGCCUGCGGGACGCUC
This is a messenger RNA of Aureococcus anophagefferens, 492 nucleotides long. RefSeq lists its product as hypothetical. Gene Ontology annotation, biological process: protein peptidyl-prolyl isomerization. The transcript has a single exon. Gene Ontology annotation, molecular function: peptidyl-prolyl cis-trans isomerase activity. The record is from RefSeq and is a predicted model, not a curated record. NCBI's taxonomy places the organism in Eukaryota, Pelagophyceae, Pelagomonadales, Pelagomonadaceae. The annotation marks the transcript as partial.